Messenger RNA from Myripristis murdjan (pinecone soldierfish), 8097 nucleotides. It is a transcript of the gene ints1, whose product is annotated as integrator complex subunit 1. Gene Ontology annotation, cellular component: integrator complex. Gene Ontology annotation, biological process: U2 snRNA 3'-end processing. The record is from RefSeq and is a predicted model, not a curated record. Lineage: Eukaryota; Metazoa; Chordata; Actinopteri; Holocentriformes; Holocentridae. The transcript is spliced from 48 exons. Bases 342 to 6899 code for a protein of 2185 amino acids.
GCCUGUUAGCUUCUCAUAGCUGUUUUUAAAGUGGCCAUUCCCUUCAGUCUGACCGAAAUUAACUUUAUGAAACACUUGAGCCACCGUAAACCCACGUUUAUUUAUUUGUUGGCUAAUCAGUUCGUUGUCAAUGUUGGCGCUUGGUGGCUUUGGCUCAAAUCCGAAGAUUAUCACAUCCAGCCGCUAAUGUUAGCCAUCCGUAUUCAUUGUUGCUCAUUUAGCGCAAGGCAGCUAACUUAGCACAAAUAUCGGUUGCGGUGUGUUUUGAUUGUUUCUUACUAGGUAAUGUCACUUGCUCAGUCCCUUCUGAGUCUGAUUUGGAGUUGUGUCACUUCAUAACGAUGAAUCGUCCAAAGCCUACAACUCUCAGGCGCCCAAGUGCUGCAAAACCAUCAGGCCAUCCUCCACCGGGUGAUUUCAUAGCUCUUGGGUCAAAGAGUCAAGGCGGAGAGUCCAAAGCGCCUGCUGUUCUCCUGAAGCCAGCAUCCACAGGUCUACCUGCAGACCGCAAGAGAGAGACCUCCACUGCUCUGCCCUCCUCGUCGGGGCUGUCCAGUCUUACCAAGCGUCCCAAACUAUCCUCCACUCCUCCGGUGAGUGCCCUGGGACGGCUGGCAGAUGUUGCAGCUGUGGACAAGAGGGCAAUAUCGCCUUCCAUUAAGGAGCCAUCGGUGGUCCCUAUUGAAGUUCCACCGGCAGUGCUGCUGGAUGAGAUCGAGGCUGCAGAGUCUGAGGGCAACGAUGAUCGCAUUGAGGGGCUGCUGUGUGGAGCAGUCAAACAGCUCAAGAUGAACCGAGCCAAGCCCGACAUCACACUGUACCUCAGUCUCAUGUUCCUGGCUAAAAUCAAGCCCAAUGUGUUUGCCACUGAAGGAAUUAUUGAGGCCUUAUGCAGCCUUCUGCGUCGGGAUGCUUCCAUCAACUUUAAAGCCAAGGGCAACAGCCUCGUCUCUGUACUCGCUUGCAACCUGCUUAUGGCUGCUUACGAGGAGGAUGAGAACUGGCCGGAGAUCUUUGUCAAAGUGUACAUUGAGGACUCUCUCGGGGAAAGAAUCUGGGUGGACAGCUCUCACUGUAAGAAUUUUGUCGACAACAUCCAGACCGCCUUCGGCACCAAGAUGCCCCCCAAGAGUAUGCUGCUGCAGGCCGACACUGGCCGCACCGGCGGAGAUCUCAGUGCAGGUAGCAGCCCUCACCCAUCAACCCCAGAUGAGGACGACAGCCAGACUGAACUGCUGAUAGCAGAGGAGAAACUUAGCCCUGAGGAUGAUGGGCAGGUUAUGCCAAGGUAUGAAGAACUGGCUGAGAGCGUGGAAGACUAUGUGCUUGACGUCCUCAGGGAUCAGUUAAACCGCAGGCAGCCGAUGGACAAUGUGUCCCGAAACCUCCUGCGCCUGCUCACAGCCACCUGCGGCUACAAGGAGGCACGACUCAUGGCUGUGCAGAGGCUCGAGAUGUGGCUGCAGAACCCAAAGCUAACUCGACCAGCUCAAGACCUUCUCAUGUCGCUGUGUAUGAACUGCAACACGCAUGGAGCAGAUGACAUGGAGGUGAUCUCCAACCUGAUCAAGAUCCGCCUAAAACCCAAAGUCCUCCUCAACCACUACAUGCUCUGUGUCAGGGAGCUGCUGAAUGCACACAGGGACAAUCUGGGCACGAUGGUGAAGUUGGUGAUCUUCAAUGAGCUGUCAAAUGCCAGGAAUCCCAACAACAUGCAAGUCCUCCACACAGUGCUGCAGCACAGCCCAGAGCAGGCGCCAAAGUUCUUGGCCAUGGUGUUCCAGGACCUGCUAACAAAUAAGGAUGAUUACCUCCGUGCCUCCAGAGCUCUGCUAAGAGAGAUCAUCAAACAGACCAAGCACGAGAUCAAUUUCCAGUCUUUCUGUUUGGGUUUAAUGCAGGAGAGAAAAGAGGCUAGCUAUGUAGAAAUGGAGUUCAAAGAGCGUUUUGUUAUCCAGGUAACAGAUUUACUGACUGUCUCCAUGAUGCUGGGCAUCACCGCGCAGGUCAAAGAGGCUGGGAUUGCAUGGGACAAAGGAGAGAAGAAGAAUCUGGAGGUCCUGAGGUCAUUUCAGAAUCAGAUCGCUGCCAUCCAGCGGGAUGCUGUGUGGUGGCUUCACACGGUGGUUCCCACCAUCAGCAAAGUCGGUGCAAAAGACUACGUCCACUGCCUCCACAAAGUGCUUUUCACAGAGCAGCCUGAAACCUAUUACAAGUGGGACAACUGGCCACCUGAGAGUGACAGGAAUUUCUUCCUUCGCCUCUGCUCUGAGGUUCCCCUGCUGGAAGACACGUUGAUGCGCAUUCUGGUGAUAGGACUAUCACGUGAUUUACCUCUGGGCCCAGCCGAUGCCAUGGAGCUUGCAGAUCACCUGGUUAAGAGAGCAGCUGGAGUUCAGUCUGAUGAUCUUGAUGUGUUGAGAGUGGAGAGGAUCCAGCUCAUCGACGCUGUGCUGAACCUUUGCACAUACCACCACCCAGAGAACAUUCAGCUGCCUGCAGGGUAUCAGCCGCCAAAUUUGGCUAUAUCCACGCUGUACUGGAAGGCAUGGCUUCUCUUGCUUGUGGUUGCUGCAUUCAAUCCACAGAAGAUAGGUUUGGCUGCCUGGGACAGCUAUCCCACACUGAAAAUGCUCAUGGAGAUGGUUAUGACAAAUAACUACUCCUACCCGCCUUGCACCAUUGCUGAUGAGGAAACCAAGACUGAGAUGAUAAACCGAGAGCUUCAGAUCUCUCAAAGGGAGAAACAAGAAAUCCUGGCGUUUGAAAGCCACUUGGCAGCAGCCUCCACCAAACAGACCAUCACAGAGAGCAACAGCCUGUUGUUGUCACAGCUCACCAGUCUGGACCCACAAGGUCCUCCUCGUCGACCUCCACCUCAGGUCCAGGAGCAGGUGAAAAGCCUCAACCAGUCUCUGCGCCUCGGCCAUCUCCUCUGCCGCAGCCGUAACCCAGACUUCCUGCUCAACAUCAUUCAGAGACAGGCAUCGUCUCAGUCCAUGCCAUGGCUGGCUGACUUGGUCCAGUCCAGCGAGGGGUCUUUGGAUGUGCUUCCUGUGCAGUGUCUGUGUGAAUUCCUUCUCCAUGAUGCUGCUGAUGACAGCCUGCCAAUUGAGGAUGAGGAAGAAGGAGAGAGCAAAGAACAGAAGGCAAAGAAGAGACAGAGGCAACAAAAGCAAAGGCAGCUUCUUGGACGGCUCCAGGAUCUUUUGCUAGGUCCUAAGGCUGACGAACAGACAACAUGCGAGGUGCUGGACUACUUUCUGCGUCGGCUCAGCUCUUCUCAGGUGGCAUCAAGAGUUCUAGCUAUGAAGGGUUUGUCUUUGGUGCUGAGUGAAGGAGGCCUGAAGGAUGGAGAGGAGCGGGACCAGCCCAUGGAAGAAGACUCUGCAGACGCUGAGCUCUUACCAGGCUACCAGUGGCUGCUACAAGACCUGCCGAAGCUGCCACUGUUUGAUAGUGUCAGGGGCAUGACAUCUACCGCUCUGCAGCAGGCUAUUCACAUGGAAACAGAUCCACAGACGAUCAGUGCGUAUCUCAUCUACCUUUCUCAACAUGCACCAGUAGAGGAGCAAGCUGCACACAAUGACCUUGCUUUGGACGUGGCCCGGCUGAUCGUCGAGCGUUCAACCAUCAUGAACAACCUGUUCUCCAAGCAUUCUUGCAGGCCCGAGUCUGACGCUGUGCUCUCAGCUUUCCUCACCAUCUUCUCCACCUACAUCAAGAGGAUGAGGAAGACCAAGGAGGGAGAGGACCUUUACAGCUGGUCAGAAUCUCAGGAUCAGGUGUUUCUACGCUGGACGACAGGAGAGACUGCCACAAUGCACAUUCUGGUUGUCCAUGCCAUGGUUAUCCUGCUAACUCUGGGGCCACCCAAAGGAGAGAGUGACUUCUACACUCUGUUGGACAUUUGGUUUCCUGAUAAGAAGCCUCUUCCCACCGCCUUCCUGGUCGACACCUCAGAGGAGGCCCUUCUGCUGCCUGACUGGUUGAAACUGAGGAUGAUCCGAUCAGAGGUUUCUCGAUUGGUUGAUGCAGCUUUACAAGACCUGGAGCCUCAGCAGCUGCUACUGUUUGUGCAGUCGUUUGGCAUUCCAGUUUCCAGCAUGAGCAAACUGUUGCAGUACCUGGACCAGGCUGUCUCCCACGAUCCACAGACACUGGAACAAAACAUCAUGGACAAACAUUACAUGGCCCAUCUGGUUGAGGUGCAGCAUGAGAGAGGCGCCACUGGGGGGCACACUUUCCACUCUCUGCUCAGCUCUUCUCUGCCUCCUCGCAGAGAUUCUGCUGAAGUGAGUAAGGCCAAAGUUACCGUGGAAACGCCCCACAGCUCUGUGAAGAUGAGAGCAGCCAAUCAGAUUCCUGUGAUUGGGCCUGAAGAUGACCUCACUGGUUUGUUGCUUCAGAUAUUCCCCUUAAAGGUGGAUCCCCGCUGGCAUGGCCCUCCUCCUAACCAGCUGUCCCUGGCCCUGCAGCAGGCUCUGGCAAAAGAGCUGAUCCGGGCCAAACAGGGCCACAUUCAGCAGGGUGGGUUGGCAUUUUGCCUCCUACAGGCCAUAGCAGCCCUGCUAUCCUCUGCCCAUGCAGGACCUAUUGUUAUGGCAAUGCACCGCAGUCACGCCCUCUCCUGUCCUCUGAUGCGUCAACUUCAUCUCUACCAGCGCUUGGUGUCCCAGGAUAUUGCUUUCUCCUCGCUGUUCCUGAAGGUCAUUGUGGAGAUGUUGACCUGGUUAGAGAACCCAACUGUGGAGGCAGGACCACUGAAGACCCUACUCAAGUCCUUUGCUGGCCAGUAUUCUCACAAACACAGGCUCAGUGAUGUUCGUACAGGUUUCCUCCACCUGGCCGAGGCUCAGGCUUAUCGCAGGGACACUGAAGUGCCAGUGAGGGCAAUCAUCGCAAUGCUAAAGGCUGGAGAGAGAUGCAAUGCAGAGGCUGAGCUCAUUAGCAGAGUUUUACAGGGGCUGAUGGAGGUGAAGUCACCUUAUUUGGAGGAGCUGCUGUCACUGUUGAUGACUAUUGGUACACAGAAUGGGACAGCUGGCCCUGUUGCCAUGGUGAUCUCACUGCUGCUUCAGGAGAGUGAAGAGCGAGCUGUGAAAAAGGAAAUAGAUUCUAACAACAGCUCUGAGGUGACAAGGACAGGGCUGAGUUCUGGGUUGCUGGUUGAUUGGCUGGAACAUCUCGACCCGGAGGUUACAUCAGUCUGUCCAGACCUUCAGCAGAAACUGUUGUUUUCCCUCAACAAGGGACGAGGCACCCCUGCUUACAGACCCUACCUUUUAGCUUUGCUUACCCACCAGUCCAACUGGACCACCCUCCUGCAGUGCAUCAGUGCUCUUCUCAGCAAGCGGAGAGAUCAGAGACUGGACCCAUCAUCAGCCCUGGAUUUCCUCUGGGCUUGCAGCCACAUCCCGCGCAUCUGGCAGGGACGUGAUCAGAAGACACCUCAAAAGAAAACAGAGAAGUUUGUGCUGCGGCUGAGCUCAGAGGAGCUCAUCAGCCUGGUGGACCUGAUUCUGUCAGAGUCAGAGCUUAAUGGCCGCAACUCGCCCGACGACAAGAGCACCUUAGACCAGGCCUCCUGCUCCCUCAUCCAGUCCAGACUGCCUCUGCUUCACUCCUGCUGCAACGGAGAUCUGGAAAACAUCAAGAAACUCUCAGAGUACCUCAUCAAUUGCACUAAGAAAUGGGAGGACAGUGCGAUGGGUCAGCGGUGCCAGAACCUGCUGCUGCAGAUCUACCUGCACUUCCCUGAGGUCAUCCAGCACGUGACCCUACCUGACGCCACCUUCAGCAGUGGGGGCGCUGCAGAUGGUAGCAGUUGCAAGCUUGAUGUCCUAGUCCAUCGCCUGGUCACAUUGCUCGCUGAUACGGGAGACUCAAAGUCGGCUGAGAACCGCAUGUCUGAUGCCAACCUUGCCUGCAGGAAGCUGGCUGUGUCCCACCCUGUCCUCUUGCUCAGACACCUGCCGAUGAUUGCAGGUCUCCUACACGGCCGCAUUCACCUCAACUUGCAGGAGUUUCGGCAGCAGAACCACCUGACGUUCUUCACCAAUGUGCUGGCCAUCCUGGAGCUGCUGCAGCCGCUCGUUUUCCACAGUGACCACCAGAGGGCGCUGCAGGACUGCCUUCUCUCUUUUAUGAAGGUCCUUCAGAACUUUCAGAGGUCUCGUUCUCCGUUGGUCUUCAUCAGUAAGUUCCUGCAGUUCACACAGAAGUACAUUACGCAUGACGCAGCUGCAGCCAUUCCCUAUCUACAGAAGCACUCCGACAUGUUGCAGAGCCUGUGCUCAGAAAACCCGGACCUGGUCCAGCUGAAGUCUCUGCUAGCUGGGCUCACUUUGCCGGUGAAGAGCUCCUCUGCAGAGAUCGCUGCUGAAGACAGAGAUGAUGAUUCAUCCACUGGUUCCCUGCCCCUAGUCAACAUAUCAGCUUCUGUUACACUGACUGCUGCUGACAUGACGAUGUACCUCAAAAAGAUGUCCAGAGGAGAGGCAGUCGAGGAUGUGCUGGAAGUGUUGACUGAGGUGGAUGAGAAGUCUCGGAGGAGUCCAGAGAUCAUACAGUACUUCAUUAAUGAUCUCCAGAGACUAAUGGCUUCCUCGGAGGAGCUGUGUCGCAACAUGGCGUUCAGCCUGGCUCUGCGCUGUAUCCAGAACAAUCCCUGCCUGGCAACAGACUUCCUGCCCACCGUCAUGUACUGUAUGGGCAGCGAUAACUUUGACGUGGUACAAACUGCUCUCAGGAAUCUGCCAGAAUACGUGCUUCUCUGUCAAGAGCAUGCCGACAUCUUGCUUCACAAGGCGUUUUUGGUGGGGAUCUACGGACAAAUUGACACCAGUUCGAUGAUCUCAGAGUCGAUGAAGGUCCUUCAUAUGGAAGCAACAACAUAACUCCUUCUGACAGGAAACAGCAUCAUGACCUUCUCUCAUUCCAGAGUUAGAUUUAUUUUUUUUAAUGCCUUUAGCUCAACCUGGUUUCUGAUAAUAUGACAGACUGAUGAAAGUGGUGGCUCUUAAAUUUCAGUGACUGAAGGACGUGACAGUACAUUUGUAGCAACUGAUAAUAUGGUAACUACAGCCUAAUUUAAUAACCUGUAAUGUGUAAAAUCUCCCUCCUAAAUGAGUUGACAAUUUAAUGAAAGCUGUCAAUAGAGAUGAUUUCUGGAGAAUGUAAUGAUACGUUAUUACUUUAAGUAUUACAAUACAUUAUAUUGAUACAGCAUUGACUUCUUGGUUGUUAUGAGCUACUGCUUAUAAUGAAAUAUUUGGAUUUGGUACUUUAUUAGACAAUGUUGUUGUUGUAUUGGUUAAAAAUAUGCAACACUGCUUUUGGAGUCAUAUUCACCAGUUUGAUGUCCUUUUGUAAUGUGAUGUUACAUAUUAUAUAAGCGGAUUUUAUUAAACCAUCAACACUUUUAUGGAGGGAAACAUCACUUGCUUCAGAGCUCUGUCAGUGUUUGGACAGUGGCACACUUUUUGCUUUGGCUUCAGAUUUUUAACAGUUUGUUUUUUGGGUUAAGCAGCACUUCAUUUUUUGACGUAUUGGAUGAACAUAUUCCAAAUUAAAAGUACCUGUCUGAUAGUUGUGGGUCUGGCAGUAUGGUAAUUUUUUUUUUUUUUUUUUUCAACUACCAAAUUUUCCUAAUGAUUUUUUAAAAAAAAUUCAAAGUGAGAACAUGUUAAAAAUUCAGCUAAAGACAAAAAUAUUGAAACUACUGAUAUCUCCCCGAGAUGUGGUGCCAUAAACACAGCUGCAUUUCUUUCUUUCUUUCUUUCUUUUUUUUAACUGGUCAUCCUGUAUGGCUGGCAAUCCCCUCCUAUUGAAGUUUACAGUCAGCACUUAAAGCUUAUGAUCAUUAUUUUAUAAUUUGGCAUUCAAAUAAUUUAAGACUAUGUGGACAAAGCAAAUAGAUGUGCUGCUGUCCAAAUUCCUCUAAAUCACACUAUUAAUUUGUGAAUUCCUUCAGUGGCUGAAAUGGAAGUUACUGAGGCUUUGUGUAGUACAGUCAUGUUGCUUUACUGUAACCUGAACACCACCUGUAAACCACUGUCGUGUGUUGAAUAAAAAAAAAAAAAAAAGCUUUCUGAA